This is a messenger RNA of Xiphias gladius (swordfish), 2470 nucleotides long. It is a transcript of the gene ccdc137, whose product is annotated as coiled-coil domain containing 137. The record is from RefSeq and is a predicted model, not a curated record. The coding region runs from base 113 to 898 and encodes 261 amino acids. The transcript has 6 exons. Lineage: Eukaryota; Metazoa; Chordata; Actinopteri; Istiophoriformes; Xiphiidae.
CUUUACUUCCUCGCUCUCUGACACCUAAGGUUGAGGUUCGUAGGUUAAAGGCUGUCCACGCUGCUCUACAUGUGUUAUUCUUUUGUCAUGCGUUGAAAUAAAGUGCGGUAACAUGGGAAAGAAUAAGAAGAACAAAAGUAACGAGUCAGGAAAACAAGCAGACAAGACCGGACAGCAUCCAAGUGAUAAGAAGCUCAAACGAGAUGGAAAACCCAAGAAAGCCAAAGAAGAGGACCACCUCACACACAUCCCCUUCAGGCUCCGAGAGAUAAUGAAGGGCAAGGAGAGAAUGAAAAAGGGAUCGAUGAGAUCCAAAAAGCUAAAAGAGGCCAUCUCCCGUAAAGGUCAGCCAGGGGAUGCUCCGGAUGGAGACAUACCUGUGCCACAUUUCAGGAGGGGAAAGGACGAAAGUGAGAAGGCGUACCUGCGGCGCAUGGAGAGGGACACAAAACAUGUCCUCUUCCUCACUAAGAACCAAGUAGACAGAAAGCCUGAGCUGGAGGCAGACAAGGGCAAGUCCGAGAAAAAGAAGGAGUAUGAUACAGUGAAAUUACAGAGGCUACUGCAGAAAAAGUUGAACAGACAAGAGGCCAUGAUGGAAAAAGAGAUGUUUGUAGAUCAUGUUCCCUUUGGGGAAGUUACAAUGGCCCCACCAUCCUUGAGCACCAAACCCAAGAAAGCUCAGGUCAAAUCUCAGAAGGCUUCAAAGGAGCUGCUUCUCAACUCUCUCCUGGGCCACACAGUGGCCUCCACAACCAAGCCCUCCAUGGCCAGACAGAGAAUCAUGGAGGAGGAGAGGGAACGAGCAGUGGAGGCCUACCGUCAUCUGAAGAAACAGAAACAGCAGCAGCAUGAGGCCAGGACUGCCAGUCUGGAAAAACUCAAGAAAUUUCAAUGAUGUCUCAGGCCACUCAAAUCAAGGAAUUAUAAUUACUUAACUACAGUCAGUAUGAGCGACUGCAGUUCAGAAACUGAGACAGCUCAUGAGAUAACCAUCAGCAGACUGGUGAGGAGCUUACCACAAUUUAGCUAACUGUGAGUAAAAGAAGCAAACAUUUGCAUCCACAGGCCACAGCAUGAGGUAAGUUUAAGUACUAAUAUUUAAUGUAAUAAUUAUUUCAAAAGAGAACUGGACAUUAUAAUGAUUAGUGGAACUAAUCACCCCUAACUACCAUGAAAUACAUAGAGACAGGUGGCUUUUGUCGAUUUCUCACCCUUGUAACCAUGUUGGAAGUUCACUAGCAGGUGUUCAUUUCUAUUUACUAUUUUCAUAUUUCCAUCUGUAGAUCACCACUAUGCCAACAUUUUUGAUGUGAUAGACAAUAAAAUCAUUAAGGUUAUCUCAAGGCAAAUAUAAACUGCUGAUUGUUUUCUGAAGUUCCACUAGAUGGCAGUCCUCCUGUAGAGAGCUGGUUUCAUACUGUUUGUAUGGAGGGCUGACAGAACAUGCUGACUGAAUUAUUUUUUUGCCUUUUUUUUAACGUAAAAAUGUUUAUUUGGUGGCACACUGUGCCAUAUUAUAUAUGUUGGUUUAUGGCUAGUUUAUGUAGUCUUUUACCAUAUACGAGUCUGUAUUCAGUGAGUGGAACUGAGCGCAAUUUAUGUACAAAUGUAAAAAAAAAAAAAGACUAAAGUUCUCAGCAUUAGGUCUAUUUAAUAGCUGGAUUUGGAGCUUUUGAUCAUAUCACAUGAUCUUCAUCAGCAGAUAGAAUUUGCCCAGUUGUCAAAAUCGCAUUUUAUUCCUGGUCACUUAAAGGUUUCCCAUCCAUAUUGGCUUUAAAAAAAUUUGAGGUUCUAAGUUCACUCCUAAGCUUGGAAACAGUCUCGCCAUCAGGUCCAUUUAGUAGUAGUUGUAGAGCUUUCAGUGAUCUGACAUGAUCAUCUUUGAAGAUCUUAUGACCUGUUUUCUCAGCUUUCUCAGAACAUUUUGUAUUACCGUUUUGUUGAAAGAUGCUAAACAGAUAAAUUUGUCUUGCUCCAUCUUGCCUCCUGUUUCCAGGCUCAAGAAUUAACUUUGAACCUCAACAGUAAGAAUAAACAAACUUCUUGGGAGACAAAAAGCAAGAAUUCGCAAUACCUUGUUUCCCUUUGUAACUCUCUGAGAGCCUGAAUGCAGGGAUAAAUGAAUCACAUCAGCCUUUUUAAAUGUGGAAUACUUAUUAGAGCCUGGCACAGCUAUUUACAUUUGUAAUCCCUAAAAGCUCAUAAACAAGUCCUUUGUUUGAACAUUGGCCUCUGGGACAAACUGUACAAAUUCAGAUGUUUUCUUUGACAAGUUGAUCUCUCAAAGCAUCGUAGAUCAAAAAGAAAACAUUACAAUGUUAAUAUUUUUGCAAUAGUGGUCUACUGAAUAAUAUCAGCCGAUGGUAUUAUCUAGUAAUACUGAAUACCUGUUGUCUGCUCUGUGGGUUAACAAUCAUUUCUGUUUGUUCAGCUUGACCAUUAAAACCAUCAGUCUUUUUUUAUUUUA